GCAGUGUGCUGGAAGAGGACCCCUACUCAUUGAUAAGAGGCAUGCAGGGCUAUGAGGUUACCCCGGCAGACCUGGCAUUCCUCAAGCGAGCUAAGCAGGAGAGGCAGAUCAACACCUUACAGGUGAAAAUCCAUAUAUCUGAUGGUGAAAACCCCCACUUGAUUAUUUUAAUGACUGAUGCUCAUGGUACCUCAAAUUGAAAUUAACACAGCCAUUUUGUGCUGCUUUGAUCACACAUUUUAAAGCUACGGUCAAUAUUCCCUCAAUCACCUGGGGUGUAUUCAUUAGUCACACACAUAGCAAAACGUUUUUGCAACAGAACGUUUUGCAAUGAAAACAGUUUUUAUUGGACAUUCAGGUAGGUUUCGUUCCGUUUUGAGUCUUCUCCAGUUUGGUUCAAUUUGCAACAAAUGUUUUGCAGUGAAAACAAGUUUCUAUUGGACAAAUUCAGAUAGGUUUGGUUCCUAGUGAAUACACCCCAGUAGGGCUUACUUGAUGUAGUUGAAUAAUAUGUGAUGUUCAAGGCUGUCAAUGUGUUUCCUAUGCAGAGAGAGCUGGAUAAGUUACUGAGGCAGCGACGGAACCAGAUGCUGGCCAGGGAUCUGUCCUUGGCCUCCAGAGAGAAGAUCCUAGCUGACCUUGACGAGGUGAAACGUGUUACUGUACAGUACUGUAGCUACUAGGGAUGUGACAAAUGUACAAUUGUUCUUAACAUUUAAACUGCCGUUAUGUUUAUAUGCUAAGAAAAAAAAGAAGAAAAAAUGAUGUGAAUUCACAAUUCAGAUAUGAUGCUGCGUAUGACCAAUGAUGUGUAUAUAUAUAAACCAAUGGUAUGACCACUAGGGGGCAAUGCAGUUCAAUCUACUGUUAACGACGAUGACAUACGGAGCGCUAUAUAUUCGUGACAAAUAAUUUGAAAGAUUCAUAUCUCCUCCUAAUAUCCUUACAGCAUUGUUGCGUUAGGUAUUUGUUACAUUUGUAUUUUUCCGAUGAUGAUGGUCAGGACCUGUUAGUGGUAGUUAUGUGAUAACUACACUAUUUUGUCAAAAGAAAAAAAGGUUUUGUCGUUAUGGAUUUUUUUCGUUUAAACGUUCACACCCCUAGUAGAUAUGAAAGUAUGAAAAUGUAUGCACUCACUAACUGUAAGUCGCUCUGGAUAAGAGCAUUUGCUAAAUAACUAAAAUGUAAACGUAGAUACUGUACUAUGCUGAAUGUCACGUUGCCAACCUCUGAAGUUGUCAUGACCUUGUUAACACUGCCUCUUAGCUUUACUGUGCUAUAUCUUCUCAUUUAUGUAUACAGACAUGUUUGUGAAUAUGUCGACACAUUCUCUGACAAUUCUAUUCUGUUGGACAUCACGUUUCAGAUUCUGUCCUGUGAGCAGACUGUUCAUAUGGGGCGAGUGUUCCUCUCCAGGAGGCUGAGCUCACCUGAGGUAGAGGCCCUGGACUCCAAGUCCCUCCUGGCCCAGAUAAAGACUGCUGAUGUCCAGCAAGCUGUAGAGGAGGAACAAGCUGAGAUCAGUGAGCUAGAGGACAGAGUGGCCAGAGGCCUGGAGCUCAGGUAGCUAGCUAGCUCCAUGUCACUGCAGUGGCCAGGAUCAUAUUUAUUAGGCACCAAAUGGAAGAAGCCUGACUGGAAAACAGGCAGGGACUUACAAUAAGAAGCACUCAUUUUUCUUCUGAUGCAAAACAUUUUGCUACAGUGUGCCUUAAUGAAUAUGACCCAUGGAAGACAUGGCCAGUGUGCUGUUUAUUGAUGUUUACAGAAACAGGAGUUCUGGCUUUUAUAUUCAUAUUUAUUUUUCUUAUUUCAGAGAGAAAGAGGAGAAAAGACAACAGGAGAUUGAGAAUCAGAACAAAGAAAUCUUCAAGAAGAAGGUGCUAUGUGUUCAACACUUGUUGCCAUGUCAUUUUUAGUGAUACCAUGAAUCACCAGCAGUACUGUAUGGUCACAGCCCAGUUCUUUCUGGAUAUGUAUAACUGAUAAGAACCAUUUCAUCUCUCUAUUAAGGCGAACAUCAAGCAUCUCAUGAAGGAACUAUCAGAGCUCAAAUCCCAACUGGCUGGAGCAGAGGUAAGUGUGUAUGUGAUUGAAUAAGCUCCGUGGCUGACCUUGUGGUGUGUCCGAGGUGUUGGGAAUGAAAGAAUACAUUUUUAGUCUCAUUGAAAAAUUAUUUGUACUUCCUCAAAAGAGAUUCCAUGAGCCACUUCCUUGUGACUUAACAGGAGUCUUUGCUAGCCAUUCAAGGCAAGAUGGAAACUUUGAAAGACACAGAAAAAGAGGAAGACGCGGGUCCCCAGGAGGCAUUGCAAGUCGCCCCAAGCCAAGCAAAGGCUCCCAAGGCAAAAAGGAAUGGUGGGGAAACAAUUCCCCAACAGGCUUCUCAUGUCCGAAUGAAAGCUGAAAAUACACCUACCACGGUUGGAGAGUCACAUAUGGCCUGUGGUCUCAGACGAUCCAAGAGGAUAGCGACUAAGAGGAGCUGCGUUGAGAGUAAGCCUGUUUUGAGGAAAACUCACCCUGUCAAAGCAAGCAUUUCACAUGGAGAAAAC
This is a messenger RNA of Coregonus sp. 'balchen', 2555 nucleotides long. NCBI's taxonomy places the organism in Eukaryota, Metazoa, Chordata, Actinopteri, Salmoniformes, Salmonidae. The record is from the annotation of a GenBank genome assembly.